AUGGCGAACCAACCCUCUAAGUCUGCUGUUAGAUCUCUUUGGCAGGAUCUCGAGAAGGAUACUCUAACUCUGAUAAACCGACCUAUCCCCGAACCCAAGCCAAACUCUGAUGAGCAUCUUAUCCGCGUCCACGCAACAGCUCUCUGUGCUGGAGAGCUCAGCUGGCCCAAAUCGUUUCCAAUACAGGGCAAGCAGGAGAUAAUUCCUGGUUACGAUCUCGCUGGAACCGUUGUUGCCGCACCAGAGACUUCCCCAUUUGCCGCUGGAAGUCAAGUUUAUGCUCGUACAAACUAUGUUCGGCCAGGCUGCGCUCGUGACUACACCAUUGCGGUGACCUCUGAACUCGCCCUUAGACCAAGCAAUCUAAGCUGGGCCGAGUCAGCAACGAUUCCCUUGUCAGCACUUACGGCGUGGCAAGCCUUGUUCGUUCAGGGCGGGCUAGGCGGGCCUGAAAAUCCUGAAAAUAAGGGGAAGAGGGUCUUCAUCACAGCUGCGUCAGGAGGGGUUGGAUUGUGGGUCGUCCAGCUUGCCAGGAUUGCAGGCCUUCAUGUCUCUGUGUCCUGCGGAUCUGAGAACGAACAAUUUGUCCGUGACCUUGGAGCGAAUGAGGUGGUCGAUUAUAAAACGAUGUCCAUAACUGCCUGGGCUGCUGCGGAUGAGAACAGGAAGGUAGAUUUGGUGAUUGAUUGUUUCGGUAAUCAGACAUUGAAGGAUGCUUGGGGGGCUGUGAAGGAUGGUGGGACGCUGAUCAGCAUUGUGCAGCCGCCUGAAGAGAGGAAGCCAGCGAAUUGCACGGCGAAAAAUGUGAAGAACUUCUUUUUCAUCAUGGAGCCGAACGGGGCCCAACUGGCUAAGGUCACGGAACUGGUAUUGCGAGGGAAAUGUCACGGAGUGCUUGAUAGCACAUUUAAGCUUGAGGAAUUUGAACAAGCAUUUGCAAAAGUCGACACUAGGCGGGCUAGAGGUAAAGUAGUCCUCAGUGUGCACGAAUGA
This is a messenger RNA of Histoplasma capsulatum G186AR, 993 nucleotides long. Its product is annotated as alcohol dehydrogenase. Lineage: Eukaryota; Fungi; Ascomycota; Eurotiomycetes; Onygenales; Ajellomycetaceae. The transcript has a single exon. Gene Ontology annotation, molecular function: oxidoreductase activity. The record is from RefSeq and is a predicted model, not a curated record. Bases 1 to 993 code for a protein of 330 amino acids.